AUAAGCAUAAAUGCAAAAUCGUUUCCUUCGACUUUGAUACUGAUUUUGGAACGUCGCUCAUUCGUCGAGCAAAAAGGUCAACGCUGCAACCCUGCUGCAGAUUUCGGUGUUUAUCCUAUAAACAGGAAUGAACAUCACAAGAUGAAGAUAUAGAUAUAGAACGCUCAUACUCGAAUUGUAGGAGGUGGAGGUCCACCUCUUUCCACCUACUAUAUUUUGCUAGAUUCAGAAUUCUGCGAAGCUCCGUUCACGCUGAAAGCGGUCGAGGAGAAAUCGAAGCGGACAUCAUGGACCUCGAGCAGUUCAAACUCGUUGGAAUAAAAUACCUCGACGAGCCCGGGGGCGAGGGGACGGGAAAAGUUAACCUCGAUGGCUACUGUUUUUCUCCGUUUGAGGAAAUGGCCGCGACUAAUGGCGCUGAUGCGCAGCCGUCAAGAGCUGCGGGAGCUGCAGCAUCGCAACAAGGACUUUCCCACGUUUCGCCAAACCCUGAAAAUGAAGAAAGGUAAGAUGAAGCGAGUAACCCCCUAUCGAAAGUGCCAGCUACGGCAGUGUCAUAUAAAAGCUGUUCCUGUUGAUCAUGAUCUUUAUGCAAUAGCAACUUUAUUUAUUUUUUUUCACGUACGUCACGAUUUCGUCCCAGUAAGUUGCACAGCCUAGACAUGCACAUGCACAAUCACUCUUCGCAAAUAUGAUUUUUUAUUUUUUACGCAACCAACUGCAGGAAAAUAUGAUUUACGCAACUUCUACAGGAAAACAAGUAUAAAUUUGACACAAAGGACGAGAGUUGGGAAAAGAUGCACGAUAAAGUGGAUUUUGCACACAGGUACAAAACGACAUCGUCAACCACAGGGAGAACGUGUUAUCAGCCGCAUUCAGAUUCACAGGAGCCCACACUAGCUGAGAAGGCAAAUACAGGUGAUGAUGGAGCUAGCGGUGGACUGCCAGAGAGCGGACCAGCUGUUGAUUCUCUCCAUGACGACGACGGUGUGUCCUCGCGGCAGGUGCUGACCCUCCUCACGUUGCUGGUGGACCUGUUUGCAGUGGGUUGCCUGUGCACCAUGGCACUUGAUGCCACUGAGUGUCCGCUCAAAAUGAACAUUGCGGCGUGCUUUGUGUUGCCAGGGAUUCUGUUCGACUUGUGCAAUGUCUUCUGGAUUCGAUCUUACUUGCAAGCCAAGCACGAUUGCUGCUCGGCCGAUAGGGUAUUUUGUUGUCCGUUGCGUAGACCGACGUAGAUGUUGGAAAAAGAAAAGCAUAAAAUUAAAAGUGAGCAAAGUGAUAGGUGUGACUCAUCUGGAGACGUAGUGCGUCUGCGUGUGAAUAAUCGUGACUGACUCAGUAUCAACAACUUUAGAAUUUCUUCAAUGAGUCAUGGAAUGUUCGCUCUACGUCUCGGCCUAUCAUAAAGGUAUGUUAAAUUUAUUCUUCAUGAUUCUAUUUCCAAUCGCAAUCAAUAUCAAAAACAAAAUCAGCUUCCGCAACGGCAAAUCUUCUUUGCCCGAACAGUCGAAUUCUGGUUGGGGUUGUUUCAAGCCGAGUUUGCACUUACUGGCGCAGUUACGUUCUGCUUCUACGCGGGCGGUCCAAAUACAACAUGCGCACAGGUGAGAUCAUAAGGAGCAGCUAUGGAGGAAGCAUAGCUUUAGCCCGAAACAAAUUGUUUUUACUAAUUGAUGUGAUUGUGUAGGUUGUUGGAUUGGAAAUGAAACUCGAUCGUAGUUCAUGAUGGUAUAUGACACGAAGAUCGAGAAAAGUGAGCUACUACAUCUUGUUUGCCUCUCCAACACAGAGCCCCGUCGUCAUCGCCAGCCUUCUACUCUCUGCGACAUAUUGUCUGAGCGUCCUGUUUGAUCUGUGCACGUUUGCCAGCAGAUACACGCUUCGCUUCAUGUCUCGUGAUGAUUUUGUGGAUCCAGAACACGCAUGGUUUCAGUACUUCGAUUACCUGCUGAUGAGAUCCGCCGGACCUGUGCUCUUGAGUGGUGCACUCGUGAUCACUGCUUUGGCGGGCGAGGGAGCUAACAGGAAGUGUGAAAAUGUGUCUGCUGCUAAGACCAUGGCUGGUCUCUUCGUUGCCGCAAUGCUCUGUGACACGUCAGUGGUACUUACUCUUGUUCCUUGAUGACUUUUAUUCUCUUUCUAUAUUGUGAUGGUCUUACAAAUCUACACCAUUUCCAUUUAUUGCAUUUUCUUGUUUGUUGCUAAAGGAACUUCUACUGCAUGCUUCAUGUUCUUGGUUGUAUUGUUCCCUCUUAUGUUGUCCACAUGACCCGUUACGGCGGUACUAGUUAGUACUUAUCAAAAGAUCAUUCUUGCAUAUAUACAGGUUUUUUUCACCGAGCAAUUCGACGAUUGGGCUAGCCGAGCCUUCUGUCGAGGUAACUAGUAUUUCUUGUGUUUUAUGUGAUAGAUGAUCAUGGUUGUCAUGGUUUCUGCUCGGUUUUGGUUGUUUGACGAGUAUGAGUAACCGAAUCGCCUACUGCAAGGAUUUGAUUCUCGUAAUUAUUCUGAUUCUGAUUGUAUGAUUGAAUGUGACCGUAGUGCGUUUUUACUUUUAGUAAAUCUGAAUCAAAUUUUUAUCAUAAUAGAGCUGCACAAAUAUCUUUUAGAUCUGCCUCACUUGUGGACUACAAUUAUCGCAGGCACGCCCAGCAGCGCUGCCGCAGUCGGCGGUAGUGUAGUGUUUUGUGUCUCGGCGUGGAUCGUCGCCGUUGGAGUGGACCUCUUUUCUAGCUGUUCGAGCGCUCUGCUUGUGGAAGACGUAACAAUCUUGGUGCUUCUCACCAUCGGGACAGCGAUCGGAGUUUUUAAAGUGACCACGACAUCUACUACAUCUACGACUGGCGUUGGUGGAGCUCCGUCACGAGAAGAGGCAGCUCCGCUCUUGUUGAUUUGAGCUUUACUUUUGGUUUCUGAGCUUAAAAAAUAUUGUGUGUCUCAUUUUGAUUUUGAAUGCCAAUCCUUGUCUCCAAAAAUGAUUAGGUAAGUAGAGUACAAAUUUUGGUUGCGUGCUCUUCCAGUCGACCGACUGUUGUGAGUGUCAAACUUUACAACUUUUACUACAAACUCCGCUAACUGAGCUGAAAUGAACAAGCUUUACUUAGUCUUGUCAAUGAAAAUCCGAUGUACGAUUAAGGAACAUAAGCGCCAGCCUUGUUCUUGUUGAGCUAUACCGAAAGAGCAUUUUGGUUGUUAUUUGUGAGCGAUUGCAUCAACUACAGGAGCUACAGUCUCUCUCAGUCAGUCAACACCAGACUCGACUUUCUAUAGAUACAUAAUUAACUACGAAUACGACUACCAGUACGAUCGGGCGCAGAGCUAGACGAGAAUCCCGCUCCAGUGACAACAGCUUGGUUGGGUAGUUCCUUGGGCUUUUGCAGUAGUCGAAGGUCGAAGCUGCAGACUUCGAGUUCGAUAGCAGCUGAUGUAUGAUCAAAAAAAUUUCGAAGAAAGAAAGCAAGGGAUGAUGAUCAGGAGUGCCUGCACCUGCCUACAAGUGAUACGGUACGACAUCUUCGAUGACAAUGCUUCGAAUGUCGGAGCACUUCAAAUGAGAAGAGCGGAUACAACGAUAAUGUCUUUGGUGCAUGGUCUCAUUCUCCAUCUUGUUUCUUGAU
Molecule: messenger RNA, 3620 nt
Organism: Amoebophrya sp. A120
Lineage: Eukaryota; Dinophyceae; Syndiniales; Amoebophryaceae
Source: the annotation of a GenBank genome assembly